Molecule: messenger RNA, 1089 nt
Organism: Theileria parva strain Muguga
Lineage: Eukaryota; Apicomplexa; Aconoidasida; Piroplasmida; Theileriidae
Product: SVSP family protein
Exons: 1
Coding region: 1-1089 (362 amino acids)
Source: RefSeq, a predicted model, not a curated record
AUGCAAAGAUAUAAAAUAUUCACAUAUGGACUAAUAAUAAUAUUAAUGCGAAUCGAAUGUGUAAAUUGUGGUUAUAAACCAGAUAACACACAUGGCACCACCAGUAAUGAUAGUGAUGAAGAUGAUGAUAAUUUUGAAGUUACUGAGACUGACGUAAAAACUGAAGGCUCUGAUAAACAAAAUAUUGAUACCGAAGCAUAUGAAAGAGUAGUAAGAGAGUUGGAAGAUUUAGUAAUUGGAGAUAGUGAUCACACAGGUGUUGAACAGCAUGAACCUACUCCACCAAAACCAAGUCAUAGUUACAGAAGUAACAGACCUACUAGACGUCCUCGUAAAGAAUUUCCUCAAGAUAAACCUUAUGAACAAGGUAAAGAAUUUCCUAAAGAUAAACCUUAUGAACAAGGUAAACAUGUAAAACCUGAAGCUAUUUAUGAUAAAGCAGUCAUGACUGUUAGUAAACCUAAACGUAUUAGAAAAUGUGAGUCGAUUAAGUUUUUUAAGAUAGAUCAAACUGGAAAUAUGGUUGAAAUGGGUUUUUAUGAUUAUACAGUAUACUUUAAGGAUAAAUCUGCCCUUAAAUAUUCAUUCGAUGCAAAUCUGGAAAUGAUUAAAUGUGAUGGUGAUACUGUUUAUAAACAUAAAAGUGGACUAGAUUAUGCAUUAACAUUAACAUAUAAUAAAUGUGCAGGCAGAUUUGUGAUUCGUUUAAAAAAUCAUUUUCUGUUUAUUAGGUAUGCAGGUCGUACGUGGGUAGAACAUGAUCGAAUAAUCCCAGACUAUAUUAAAAUAUUCACACAAGAUUCUGAAGGUAAUUAUGUUGAACUCACCCCUCAACAGUGUAAAAUUGAUAUAACUGCGACUGGAUCGUUCAAAUAUUAUGUUAAAGGCUUAAAUUGCACCAGAAUUGAAAUUUAUGGAGAAGUAAUCUAUCAAAAAAAAGAUCAUGAGGAUUAUCCAGAAUCAGUAAGCUAUAGUCUUAAAAAAUGUUUUAUGAUUUAUUUCAAUGGAUUUGUUCGUUCAAUUGAAAGAAGACAUGGGAAAUUUCGGGAAGUCUAUACCAGAUCAAGCCCAAAAUGGAAUGUUCAUUAA